Molecule: messenger RNA, 2589 nt
Organism: Carassius auratus (goldfish)
Lineage: Eukaryota; Metazoa; Chordata; Actinopteri; Cypriniformes; Cyprinidae
Product: neuronal acetylcholine receptor subunit alpha-2
Exons: 6
Coding region: 108-1643 (511 amino acids)
Biological process (GO): monoatomic ion transmembrane transport
Cellular component (GO): postsynaptic membrane
Molecular function (GO): acetylcholine-gated monoatomic cation-selective channel activity; transmembrane signaling receptor activity
Source: RefSeq, a predicted model, not a curated record
CUCAGCGAGUCUGAUGCUGAUCCAGAGCAGCACUAUCAGAACCACUGCAUGAUCAGCACAUACAGCAAUCAUGACAGAGCGUUUCACACGCUUCUAGACUUCCUCGGAUGGACAUGGAGCAAAAUCAUUUCAAAUUAUUUUUGAAGAAUCUGCCGCUGUUCUUUCUUAUCCUGGAACACGUGAAACCUGCAUUAUCAGACGGUUGGAUCCAUGCACACGCAGAAGACAAACUCUUUAAAAAACUCUUCAUCGGUUACAAUAAGUGGUCCAGACCUGUGCGGAACAGCAGUGAUGUUGUUAUCAUCAAAUUUGGCCUCUCGAUCGCUCAGCUUAUUGAUGUGGACGAGAAGAAUCAAAUGAUGACAACAAACGUUUGGCUGAAACAGGAAUGGAACGAUUAUAAACUGCGCUGGAAUCCUUCUGAGUUUGAUAAUGUGACGUCUAUUAGAGUCCCGUCAGAGAUGAUUUGGGUGCCUGACAUUGUUUUAUACAAUAAUGCAGAUGGGGAGUUUGCGGUGACCCACAUGACCAAAGCCCACUUGUUCCACACUGGAAAGGUGAGUUGGGUUCCUCCAGCCAUCUACAAGAGCUCCUGCAGCAUUGACGUCACCUUCUUCCCAUUCGACCAACAAAACUGCAAGAUGAAGUUCGGCUCCUGGACCUACGACAAGGCCAAGAUUGACCUGGAGCCGAUCGAGAGCACCGUGGACCUGAAGGACUACUGGGAGAGCGGCGAGUGGGCCAUCGUCAAUGCCGUGGGAACCUACAACACAAAGAAAUACGACUGCUGUCAUGAGAUCUACCCGGACAUCACCUACUUCUUCAUCAUCCGCCGUCUGCCUCUGUUCUACACCAUCAACCUCAUCAUUCCCUGCUUGCUCAUUUCGUGUUUGACCGUGUUGGUGUUCUACCUGCCGUCAGACUGUGGAGAGAAGAUCACCUUGUGCAUUUCCGUCCUCCUUUCCCUCACAGUUUUCCUGUUGCUCAUCACCGAAAUCAUUCCUUCGACGUCUCUGGUCAUUCCACUGAUUGGAGAGUACCUGCUCUUCACUAUGAUCUUCGUCACCCUCUCUAUAGUCAUUACUGUUUUUGUGCUUAACGUGCACCAUCGUUCACCAAGCACCCAUAAAAUGCCCCGUUGGGUCCAUACAGUGUUCCUGGACCUCAUUCCCCGCUGGCUCUUCAUGAGACGCCCAGAACUCGACCAGAAACGCCACAAUAUGCCCAUCCCCAGCACGUCCGAAAGCUGGCUCCAGCAGGAGACGGAUGUGGAUGGGCUUAACUGUCAGGACAAGGAGUUCGGGUUAAGGAUGGGAAUAUCCACGUCUCUGCAUCUGUCCGACUCGGAGCCUUUGCUCCAGCAGUUAGGACACGUGUUGAACUUGUGUCAGCGUCCAGCAAAUCUUACAGAUCUUGUGUCAGACCCCACUCUGACCUUCUCACCGUGUGUCCUACAGGCUCUGGACGGGAUGCGCUACAUCGCUGAUCAUCUGCGUGCUGAGGACGAAGACUUCUCAGUCAAGGAGGACUGGAAAUAUGUAGCAAUGGUGAUUGACCGUAUCUUCCUGUGGAUGUUCAUCAUCGUGUGCCUGCUGGGGACGGUCGGCCUCUUCUUACCUCCCUGGAUAUCAGGAAUGAUCUGAAGAGCCGAGACACAGACCGACAUCAAGCGCUCCGAUAAGGACUUCCCCGAUGGAAGCCAAGGCUUUUCCCGGAGACCAUUACAAACAUUUGUUAUAGAAAAAAAUGAUUUUCAUCUGACUUUCAUCUCUUCCUUUGAUGAGAGAUACCCGCUCGUUCAGGGAUUAUUUGUGAAUGUGGUUCAUUGUUACAACGCAGGAAACACAUGUCACCUCCCGCUGAAUGCCUGACAUUUACCUCUAUCAAACUCCUGUCGUCUCCAUGCAUAAAGAGCAGGAGCGUCAACACCGCAAUAUGCUAAAUUAACCUUUGGGAAAGAGGCUAAGCUUAUGUGUCCCUGACGGGUGGCAGUUCAAUUCAGUUCACUCUUUAACCUUCAUCCAACUGUUCAAUGAAUCGUAGAUUGCAUUUUGUGCCGCUUUCAGCAGCAAUUAUCUCUAAGGUCAGAAGCUCACUCCUAUUUAUUAAAAACUUUCUCAAGUCUGAAAACACAAUGCUUUCGAUAUUGCAGAGGUCGUGCAAUUAUGCAAGUCGGGUCUGUGAACCAUAUGGGUUGAUUACUUUUAAAUGGGACCUAAGUGAUUUUUACUACUUGAAAUGACCACUGAACUAAAAUAGUGUUUUGUCAAACAUGAAAAGAAAUUAAAGCCAAAAUGUUGGAUAACAACUAGGAUGAGCCUUUAUCUGCUGCAAUCAGGAAUGAAUCCUUAUGUUAAAAUGCCUCAGUUGAUUUACUUAGUAAUUAAUAAACUGACUCUAUCUGACACACAUAUCACUUAAUAGCGUCAAUUUACAGCUGUGCAUUAGGUCCUUAAAGGAACACGCCACUAUUUCAAAAAAUAGGCAAAUUUUUCAGCUCCACUAUAGUUAAACAGUUGUUUUACCAUUUUUGAAUCCAUUUUUAUGUAUUUGAAAUGUGCAAAUAAAUACAAAUUAUAAAAAAAUUAA